GCUGCUGGAUGAGGAGCGUGGCCGCCUCUUUGCCGGUGCCCAGAACCACCUCCUUUCCCUGGCCCUGGAUGACAUCAGCCAGUGGACAGGAAGAUCUACUGGCCAGCACCAGUGGAGUGGAGGGAGGAGUGCAACUGGGCCGGCAAGGACAUCACUGCCGAGUGCAUGAACUUUGUGAAGAUCCUGCACUCCUACAACCGGACCCACCUGUAUGCCUGUGGCACUGGUGCCUUCCACCCCGUUUGUGCCUUUGUGGAGGCUGGCCAGCACGCAGAGGAGCCCAUCUUCAAGCUGGACCCCCGGCACACCGAGGAUGGCAAAGGGAAAAGCCCCUAUGACCCCCAGCAUGCAGCAGCUUCCGUCCUCGUGGGCGAGGAGCUCUAUUCCGGGGUGGCCACUGAUUUGAUGGGCCGGGACUUUACCAUCUUCCGCAGCCUGGGCCGACGUCCCUCCAUCCGCACGGAGCAGCACGAUUCCCGUUGGCUCAAUGAGCCCAAGUUUGUGGCCGUGUUUUGGGUGCCGGAGAGUGAGGACCCUGACGAUGACAAGAUCUAUUUCUUCUUCCGUGAGACGGCAGUGGAGCGCCAGCAGGGGCUGGGCAAGACCAGCUUUGCCCGCAUCGGCCAAAUCUGCCGUAACGACAUGGGCGGGCAGCGCAGUCUGGUCAACAAGUGGACAACCUUCCUGAAGGCUCGGCUCAUCUGUGCCGAGCCAGGACCCGACGGGGCAGACACCCACUUUGAUGAGCUCCGGGAUGUUUUCCUGCUGCAGACAAGGGACAAGCGCAACCCCCUGGUCUAUGCCAUCUUCUCCACCUCCAGCUCCGUUUUCCAAGGCUCAGCCGUCUGUGUCUACACGAUGGCUGACAUCCGCCGGGCUUUCCUGGGCCCCUUCGCCCACAAGGAGGGUCCCAACUACCAGUGGGUGUCGUACCAGGGCCGCGUGCCCUACCCCCGCCCGGGCAUGUGCCCCAGCAAAACCUUUGGCACCUUUGGGUCCACCAAGGACUUCCCAGACGAGGUGAUCCAGUUUGCCCGGCACCACCCACUGAUGUACAACCCAGUGCUGCCCCACAGGCAGCGGCCCCUCUUCCUGCAAGCCACUGUGCCCUACACCUUCACCCGCAUUGCUGUGGACCGUGUCACUGCUGCUGAUGGCCACUACGAUGUCCUCUUCAUCAGCACAGACGUGGGCACGGUGCUGAAGGUGGUUUCGGUGCCCACGGAGAGCUGGCACCGCAUGGAGCCACUGCUGCUGGAGGAGCUGCAGGUCUUCCAGGAUGCCUCUCCCAUCACCAGCCUGCAACUCUCAUCCAAGCGGCAACAGCUCUACGCCGGCUCGGCCACGGCACUGGCCCAGCUGCCCCUGCACCGCUGUGGUGCCUAUGGCAAAGCCUGCGCCGAGUGCUGCCUGGCCCGGGACCCGUACUGCGCCUGGGACGGCACCUCCUGCACCCGCUACGUGCCCAACACCAAGAGGCGUUUCCGCCGGCAGGACGUCCGCAACGGUGACCCCAACAUACUCUGCUCAGAAGACCCUCGACGCGGCAGCGUGCCCCAGAAGCAGCUCUAUGGCGUGGAGGGCAGCACCGCCUUCCUGGAGUGCAUCCCCAAAUCACUGCAAGCCCGUGUCCUUUGGACCUACCAGCGUACCCCAGAUGGUCCCCCGCGUGAGGUACCGGUGGACGAGCGGGUGGUGCGGACGGAGCAGGGUCUCCUGCUGCGCAGCGUGCAGCGCGCCGACGCCGGCCUCUACCUCUGCCACGCCACCGAGCACGGCUUCACCCAGCCCCUGCUGCGGCUCUCCCUGGAGGUGAUCGGCGCCCGGCAGGCAGCCCCCGCUGGUGAUCCGCCCCAGCUCGCCGCCGGGCCCCCCAGCCGCAAGAUCUGGUACCGGGACUUCCUCCAGCUGGUGGAGCCCGCCGCUGGAGGCUGCAGAUAGGGUCUGCCAGCGGCUCUGGAGCCGAGGGAGACCCCGCCACCCCCCAGUUCCUACGCCGGACCCCCCGGCCGCGGGCAGGGCAAGGAUCCACGGAAAGCUCGCCACCGGCGCACCCACGAGGGGCCGCGUGCCGAGCGGGGGCCCCGCAGCGCAUCUCCCUGGUGA
Calypte anna (Anna's hummingbird) is the source of this 2106-nucleotide messenger RNA. RefSeq names its product semaphorin-3B. The record is from RefSeq and is a predicted model, not a curated record. Gene Ontology annotation, biological process: semaphorin-plexin signaling pathway; positive regulation of cell migration; axon guidance. Gene Ontology annotation, molecular function: semaphorin receptor binding; chemorepellent activity. NCBI's taxonomy places the organism in Eukaryota, Metazoa, Chordata, Aves, Apodiformes, Trochilidae.